Chrysemys picta bellii (western painted turtle) is the source of this 933-nucleotide messenger RNA. The record is from RefSeq and is a predicted model, not a curated record. Lineage: Eukaryota; Metazoa; Chordata; Testudines; Emydidae.
AUGUCCAAUGGGAUCAGUAUGACUGAGUUUCUUUUACCGGGAUUCUCUAAUAUCUGGGAGCUGCAGAUUUUGAACUUUUUGGUAUUUCUAGUGAUUUACCUGGGGGCUCUGCUGAGGAAUCUUCUCAUCAUUAUGGUCAUAGCCCUUCACCACCACCUCCACAUCCCCAUAUACUGCUUCCUUGUCAAUUUAUCCUUCCUGGACCUCUGCUACAUCUCAGUCACUGUCCCCAAAUCCCUGGUGAACUCCCUCACCAACUACUCAUCCAUUUCCUUCUUGGGGUGCAUCACUCAGGUAUUCCUCAUCAUUGCAUUCAUGGGAGCAGAGCUGGCCUUCCUCACCAUAAUGUCCUAUGACCACUACCUUGCCAUCUGCAAUCCUCUGUGCUAUGGGGCCAUCAUGAGCACGGGGAAGUGUACUCAAAUGGCACUGUACUCAGUGCUGCACACUGGUAACAUGGUCAGGCGGCCUUUCUGCCCCUCUAAUGUUAUCCAGCAGUUCUUCUGCACUAUUCCCCCACUGCUGAAGCUCUCCUGCUCCAAGUCCUAUCUCAGCAAAAUCACUGUGAUCACCAUCAGUGUGAGCAUAGGCUUGUGUUGCUUUGCUUUCAUUGUGAUGUCUUAUUUCCAUAUCUUUGCCACUGUCCUGAGGAUCCCCUCCAUGCAGGGCAAAUCUGAGGUCUUCUGCACCUGCCUGCCCCACCUUAUGGUGGUGAUUCUGUUCCUUGGAGCCAGCACCUUUGCAUACAUGGGACCAGCAUCAGCUGCCACCAGUGCUCAGGAGCUGUUGGUGGCUGUAUUCUAUUCCGUGGUACCGCCCGUGAUGAAUCCCCUCAUCUACAUUCUAAGGAACAAGAAGAUCAAAGCUGUGCUGGGGAAAUGUUUGGCAGGAAACUUUCACCAAAGAAUGGAAUAUUUGUCUUUUCCCCUAUGA